CAGAGACUUGUCAUUAUUUACCUCGCUGUGCUGUCCUUGUAAUGGUGUUGCUGCAUCGCUAUGCGCUUACUAGAUAGUUAGCUUUGUUUUCACUUCUCUCCAAACUUAGUCUGUAUCCGUCUGCGCGAACGAAAACGAAAGGAAAGGGUAUAGCGAGAUGUCGUCCGUGGAUAGCGUUACACAGGCGCUGGCUUACCUCCAGGUCCACUCUCCUAACGAUGGCACCUCGAUGUAUGAUCAUCUUGUAAAAUUAGUUGGCAAGAUUCUUGAAGACCAGCCAUCAAAGGCUGUCGACCUGCUUGAAACGUCUCUGCUGGUGAAGAAAUCGACGUUUGACGCUAAGGAGUCCUCGCCGCUGGUCCCCAUCCCGGUCGUCCCCGAUGCCACCCAAACGCAAGCUGCCGUCAGCAUAUUUGGGGACCCCGAGCUGCCCAUCAAUCCGCAAACCGGAGAGCCCGUGGCCGCCGACCCGCCCAACGAGUACGAGUGCGAGAACAUGAGCGCCGCCGGCAUGGUGCUGGACUGCCUGGGCGUGGGUCUGGGUCGCGAGGUGGCGCUCAACGUGGCGCUGGCCGCCAAGCGCAUCGGCGAGGACCCCAAGCUGGGCGUCAGCAGCGUGCGCUUCUUCGGCAAGUUCCUGGGGCUGUACGCGGACUACUACGUCUUCGAGGUGGCCUUCAAGCCGGGCAAGCAGCCGGGGGAGGCGCAGGCGCAGCAGGGGGCGGGGCCAGCCGCCUCCGCCGAGCCCUCCUCCUCCUCUUCUUCCUCCUCUUCCUCCUCCGCCUCCUCAGCCCCCGCCGCCGCCGCCCCCUCCUCCGCCUCCCCGGAGGAGGUCCCCGUGGAGCCGCCCGGCACCGGCGCCAACAAGUACACCUACCUGGUCUGCAGCGCCCUGGGCGGCCCACUCACCCGACUGCCCGACGUAACGCCCGCGCAGAUCAAGGCCUCCCGCCGAAUCAAGAAGCUCCUCACCGGCCGCCUCACCUCCCACGUCUCCACCUACCCCGCCUUCCCCGGCAACGAAGCCAACUACCUGCGCAGCCUCAUCGCGCGCAUCGCCGCUGCCACCAUUGUUGCGCCCACGGACUUGUUCCUGGUGAACGAGGACACCAAUGAGCUGGAGCGGUCGGAGGAUUGGGAGCCGCAGCCGGGGCGAGAGAUGGCGGUGCCGGGCGGCUGGGUGCACAUUCGUCCGCACCUCAAGUCCCAGGGCCGCUGCGAGGUGUUCAAGCGGGAGCUGCCCGAGGAUGCGGACGAGGAGGAGUUCUACAACGAGGAUGAGCUGGAGGAGGGUCCGGAGCUGCUGGCCUCCCUGGAGGAUGACGCGCAGCUGCCCGGCGAGCAGCCCGCCUGGACACCCCUCUACAGCUCCGCCUCGGAGGCCGUCAAGAAGCAGGCGGGCGGGCUGCGCAGCCUGGUGUGGCCGGGCGCGGUGUGCGGCGCGCGGGAGGCGGAGUGGACCUGCUGCUAUGUGGGCUGGGGCAUGAAGAACGCGCCGUUCGUGCCGCUGCCGCCGCCGCCCGUGGCUGCAGAGUUCGACUGGGGCGCCGUGGAGACGCAGGAGCUGGAGCUCAAGCCGGAGACACCGCCGCCGGAGGAGGAGGACGAGGAGGAGGAGGAUUGAGGAGGGAGGUUGGGGGGUGAGAGGAGUGGAGGAGGGUGGUGACGGGUGGGGAGGGCUUCCGUUGCAGGGAAGCGAGCUUGGUGUGCCUUGGAAACUAGAGGCACGGCGUGGAUGCUUAAGAACUACUCUACCCCGAUUGUACCUGGGGACUGGAAGGCGUUGGGAGAACAUGUACAUGGGGGCAUGCGGAGAAGGGGCUCAUGCGGGGCCUGCAUGUGCAGUAGUAGGUGCGGCUUUACUGUUGUUGUUGGAGCUCCCGUGUUCAUUUUGCGACAUAUGUAGUGAGCUAGUGACUGACUCGGCUGCACCCGCGGGCUGCCGGCCCCAUGUCGGGUGUGCUACGCUGCGGCUGACAUGGAGUAAGAGGGGCUACAUAGGACGUUACAUAACGACAUACCGUCAAAGCGCCACUGGGCCCUGUAACAUACCGCUAGGGUAUCG
This is a messenger RNA of Astrephomene gubernaculifera, 2065 nucleotides long. NCBI's taxonomy places the organism in Eukaryota, Viridiplantae, Chlorophyta, Chlorophyceae, Chlamydomonadales, Astrephomenaceae. The record is from the annotation of a GenBank genome assembly.